GUAGCUACCCUGGUGGAAAAGAAAAUCUUCUCAGUCAUCCGGAUGGUACCGUUUCGUAUUCCUACUAACCCGAAUUCAAACGCGCAAGUCCUACUAGCACGACCGUUCGCUAGCGUACGGAAUGUAAACAAAUGGCACAACACCACGAGACACGCCGAGGGUCCCCAAGAAAAAAAAAGAAAACCCUCAAUUGCUCACCCACACUUACCACGCAGAAUCCAAAGGAGGCGCACGGUUGUUGUCAUCGUGCCACGUGCUGAAGUUGAAUGUUUAUGUUUCUCUUGCUCCUUUCGCACGAGCGCGCCUUUUUCCCGCAACUGUCACACAUGUUGAUUGUUUACCUCCGUUCCGUUCUGCCAUGUGGCACACUUUCCACACCCCAAAGUGGAAAAACCCCCUGUAACGGGGAAAAGCUUCUCACAGGCCGUUACUGCGCAGGACCGACCGAGAAUCGAGAAACUUCAUUUUCACUGCUCGCAGCAUCGAAGCAGCUCAGGGGUUUUCCUGCCAUCGGGAACUGUCAAAAUUCUGCCACUCUGAACACCAGCACCAACGACUGCACACGGGAGCAAGGAGCAGACGGGAAAACUAGACAGAGCGCACGGUGUUGGAGGACGGACGGGAGGGUUUGCUGAGAAAAAAAGAUGGACGCCAUUGUUGAAGUUUGCUGCUGAACGGGUUGACUUUUCCUCCCUCUCGGAUGAUGGGUGCAAUUUUCCGAUGAAAAGCGUAUACGUACGAUGGUGAAACUGUGCCGAAUCGCUUGCGGACGGUACGUGCUAGUGCGAUAGUGUCGAUUUUACCGUCGUGGUAGCGGGAAUCGUUCUGUUUUCGUUACACUUUUGUUAGCACUGCGUGCGUGCGACGGUGGGAGUGGCGGGGAAACCCCCAGGGGAAGGAAAGAAAAGCUUGUGACGAAGAAAAAUCUAGUGCAGAAAGUGUGUGCGUUUGUGUGUGUGUGUGGUUUGAAACAACCACAAAAUCCUUUGUGUAAAGUAGCUAGGAGCUUUUAUUAUUAUACAGUGCGUUAUUGUGCCGAUUAGUGUGGUUUGCGGAAAAGUGUGUGCACCAUUUUUUACAACACACGGCUCCCUGCAUUUCCCAGCAAAUUUCCCUCCCAUCACGAGAGCCACCGCAAGUGCGCAUACAGAUACAUGCGUGUGUGUGUGUGCCCUCGUAUGUGUGUGUGUGUAGUGUGCUGGAAAAUUACUUCAUAAUUUCUUGCUCACUUGGCACACUGCGUGCGUGCCAGUUGUCUUUUGUUCUGGCCACUUCAAUGGCCUGAAUGUGAUGUCCGCAAGCUGUGUGUCCCGUCCGCGGACCCUUUGCGCACUACGUUCGCUGUAGUAAAAUCGUGUGUGCCAGCAGUGACCGAGACACCGAAUCACCCAAACCACGUAGACAUCCCCGAAAAAAAACCCACAAAGGUGUACUUGGUGGUUACUUCGGCUAUUCGGAACUGUCCGAUACCUUGGUCGAUCGGCGACGAUGUUGUACAUAGGCGGCAGAAGUAGCUGUGGCAUACUAGCUUUCACAUUUCUACUGUUCUUUGCCAUCUCCAUUACCCGUAGUGCCGAUGAGCCAACGACAACAAUCAAGUACAACGUUGUCCAAGCAUGGGCGGCCAAACUCGGCGGUGAACUGUGGCAUUUGGGGGAUUUUAUAACUAGAAGAAAAGAAGUAGAAGAGAGUUUUAAACAAGCACAAGUAGUUAGCAAAAAUGGACAAAAAAUUGUCGAAGAGAUGGCCAAGGAUCUCAAGUACAUGAUGGAUGCGAAAGUGAGCGCCGUGAAGCGCAUCAUGGAUACGGCGGAAAACACUGCCAUAUCGUUCGACGAGGAACCGGUGAACCAAAGCUUCCAGUACUACAAUGCGAAGCAGAUGAUCGAACCGGGGGAAAUUAUUACCACACCGAUCCCAAUGAUCGACGAAGAUCCGGCAGACAUCACCACGCCGAUACCGCCAAAGGAGAUCGUACUCACGAAGAAGCGCCAUUUCUUCAACGAAGCCGUCAACACGACGGUCAGCUCGGUGCACGUGCCGACGAACGUGUACGAUCGGGCGACCGAGGUGAUCAAGGCGAUCAAAUGGUCGGAAGCGCUCGAUUCCAUCUUCUACAACAACUACAUCGGUGAUCCAACCCUGACGUGGCAGUACUUUGGCAGCUCGAGUGGCUUUCUGCGUCAGUUCCCGGCGACCAAGUGGGAGCAGGAUCCGGUCGAUCUGUACGACUGCCGGUUACGGUCGUGGUAUAUCGAGGCGGCCAACAGCCCGAAGGAUAUGCUGAUUCUGGUCGACAGUUCCGGCUCGAUGACGGGCCAACGGAAGGAUAUCGCCAAACACGUCGUCUCGAACAUCCUCGACACGCUCGGACCGAACGACUACGUCAACAUUUUCACCUUCUCGGAAGAGGUGGCGGAAGUGGUGCCGUGCUUUCGCGAUACGCUCGUGCAGGCGAACAUGGGCAAUAUACGCGAGCUGAAGCUCGGUAUGGACAACAUAGACACCAAUGAGAUCGCUAACGUUUCAGCCGCCCUCACGAGGGCGUUCGAGUUGCUGGAACAGUUCCGCGAGACCCGUAACGGGGCCCGGUGCAAUCAAGCGAUCAUGUUGGUUUCGGAUGGUGUUCCAUACAGCUUCGACGAGGUGUUCGAGCAGUUUAACUGGAAGGAGCUACCGUUCAUACCGGUGCGCGUGUUCACCUAUCUGAUCGGUCGCGAGGUAGCAGACGUGAAGGAGAUCAAGGAAAUGGCCUGCCGGAAUCAGGGCUACUAUGUGCACCUGAGCACGAUGGCGGAAGUGCGGGAAGAGGUGUUAAACUACAUACCGGUCAUAGCGCGACCGUUGGUGCUGAAUAAGCGUGAACAUCCGGUCGUCUGGUCGGAGAUAUAUGCGGAUGUAGAAGACCCCAAAAUGACCGACUGGUUAUGGGAGAUUAAGGAACGGGCGGAGCAGAAAGAACGCUUCAUCGACUAUCGGAAGAACCGGGUGUUGUUCUACUCGCCGGAAGAACAACAUCGUCGAAUGAUCAUGAAGCAACGCAUGAACCAAGAUCCGUACUCGAACAAUCAGAAGUACAACUUCAUGACAACCGUCUCGGUACCGGUGUUUGAUAGGCGAGAAAAUGCGAACAUCACCGAAGACAUACUGAUGAACGAAGCAUACUGGGUGACGAUCACUCGAGAGACGCGGGUGGCCAAUAUACUUGGUGUUGCUGGAGCCGAUGUGCCAAUAGCGGAAAUAAAAAAAUACCUUAAACCUCACCUGCUUGGUGUAAAUGGAUACGCCUUCAUUGUCACCAACAAUGGUUACAUCCUGACGCAUCCUGACUUCCGUCCAGUGUUUCAAGAUAUUCUCAAGCCAGCCUAUAACACGGUCGACAUGAUUGAGGUCGAGUUAACCGAUGAUGACCAAGGGCCACGAGAGUUCAAUAACAUGCUGCUUAAUAUGCGUGAAUCCAUUAUCAACCAGUCUACUGGAGCCAAGUGGAUACGAGUGAAGUACCACUUUGAUGAAAUGAAACGGGUUUCUCGUACCAAACGCCAGUAUUACUGGACACCAAUCAAGAACACUCCGUUCACGUUGGUAGUUACGUAUCCCGAGACGUACGGCGUCAAUCGGCUGCAGAUACGUACGGAGGACGAGAUACACCGCAUUCACGCUAAAGGUAGCAACGUGGCAAGCUUCUUCAGUGGCAACAAUUGGAAAAUUCAUCCAGAUUGGGUGUACUGUAAAUAUUUAAACGAACACCCGAACGAAACGUUCGCUACGCCCGAGCUAGAGUUGAAGCAUUUUCUCGAGCGCAUGAAGCUCGGUGGCUGGAAAUGGCCUUCAAACCGCACGCCACCACCACCCGAACAUGCCAUGUUCUCUAAUAUUACGGGCAAAUUGCCAGAAAAGGAUUAUUAUUACUGCGAUCGCGGUUUGAUGCAGGCGCUAGUGUAUGACGCUAAGGUAACGGAAUGGUUUUCCAAGAACGUUAGCGGGAGCGGUGGCAACAAAGAUGAAAAAGGUCCAAGCCCCAUUGCCGUGUUGAUGGGUUUGCUGCCAAGAAACGAGUUUAAGCAACGGUUCGGCAUCACCGUUUCCUUUCUGGCCACUCAUUCGGGUUUGACACGAUGGCAGGAAUACGCCACCGGUGCGGACGAAUCAAAACAAGCCGAGCCGGAUUUUAGUGAAAUGCACAACCGUGCAAUUGAUGAGGUGUGGUACAAGCGUGCGGUAGAGCUGUACUUUAGCAAUCGCAACCGUAAGGGUGCGGACGGUGAGAACGGCAAGGACGAUAGUGAUCGUAAUAGCUUCGUGUACUCGGUACCGUUUGAUGCGGGGAACCGAAACGAUACGCUCGUCACGGCGAGCCAUGCCAUUUUCCACACGGACGGGACGCGUGAGGCACCGGUUGCGGUGGUGGGUUUCCAGUUUCACCAUUCCGCGUUGUACACGCUGUUCAAAAACAUCACUAGCCAGUGCGGACAUGGGGAUCCGCGGUGCGAGAAAACAUGCUUUACCGGGGACUAUCAGUGUUACGUGAUCGACAACAAUGGGUUCGUGGUGAUCAGUGAGCAGCUGCAGGAGACGGGUGCAUUCUUUGGUGAGGUGAAGCCCGCCUUCAUGCAGCGCCUGCUGGACGAUAGCAUCUUCCGCAAUGUAACGGUGUACGACUAUCAGGCGGUUUGCUUCAUGCCGAAAGGGUCGAUCAAUCUGGCCACGGUACUGCAGACACCGCUACGAUUGAUCUGGUGGAUCCUUACGAAUACGCUCUCGUACCUGGUAUGGAUGGUGAUGCAAUUGUUGCUUAGUUUAGCACAAGCGUACGAUGAAAUGUACGAUACUGGAGCAUAUGAUGUGGUGCCGGAACUCGGCGAUCUCGAUGAUCCAACGUUGAAUCGCUAUAAAGAGCCAGAGUUCAACAAGGUACUGAUCAACCGUACCCGUCCAGAGCCAUGCGAUCACGUGAUCACCCUGUACGAGCUCAACAUGGACGUUGAUCCGUCGGUGUACACGAAGGAGGCACACCAAUGCGAACGACCGUACGUGGUGUUGCCGAUACCGUCCAGCAAUCUGCUGCUGUUAGUGCUGGACACACUCUGCCCACUGCCCACCCAUGUGCCACAGCUGUCGACAUGGCCGGUGGAGCACGAUUACAAUGCUUCACUCGCUUGCCACAAGGCCCGUAGCGAUCCGCUCCCCAGGCGAAGACCACUAACCUGCAUCAACAAGCAUGCAAACGAAAGUGUGAUCGAGCUGUGUGGGGACGGUAGCAUACCCAGGUACAACGUUGCUUUACUGCUUGCGCUGCUAGUGCUUGGACAGUGCAUAGUGCUGCGAGGCACUGCCGGUAGCAUCUUCGCUUACCUCUGAGACGCGUCGUGAACGUAUUUUUUUCCAUGCGUUCCCAUUCGUUUGUGUGCAUUUCGUUUGGCAAAGGUAUAAAUCGUAGUUGUAGCUUUAUUUAAUGUUCGGAAUGUUGAACCCAUUCCGGAUAAAGCGAAGUAGGCGAAAACGAUCGCAAUUCACAUUACAGGAAGAAACCAACUAGCAACAAAACGCGACUAAUCAACAACCGGGCACAAUAUUCACUGAGAGACAGAAAGGCGUUCCGUUUCGGGUCAGCAGGAGGCGGACUAUAUUUAUGGAUCAGUUAUACGUUGUCUAUCUUAGAGAGACUAUUCCAGAUGCCACACUGUUCAUUCUGGAUGUUACAUCAAUUAGCAUCAACGAGCAUUAGUUGUUAAUUCUAGUUUCAUGUUGUUUACCACCAAUUUUAUUAUGUGUACGAGAGUCUUUUUACCGAAUCCAACUGUUAUACUGUCAACUGUUAUACGGCGCCAUCUAGUACCAUUUAGUAUGAGUUUAAGUUUAGCACUACGUUAUUUUAUAUUAUAGCUAAUAAUUUUAAACUCUAUGCUAUAGUCUUGUUACUCAUUAUAGCUAUACUUUCGUGAUCAUGUAACCUUAUCGGGUAUGAGUGUAUGAAACAAUGAAUGUAGCACAAUAUUUUGCUUAAGGAUUUGUAAAAUUGGUUGGAUUCUUAGUACUAUUUGAGAUGAUAACGAAUAUGAAAGAUUUUAUUAUGAACUAUCAAAGGGAUCAGUUAAGCGUAGAAUGAUAAAGCUCCUUAGUAACUUAGCAACAAAAAAACAAACUUACCUAAGGUACUGUUUGAUAUUGGUUUCCCGGUUGUUGGUUUCAAAACUUUUGUUUCAUUGAAGCGAAUUAUACUUUAGUAAAAGUAACAACAAAAAUGCACUCUCAACCAUCUCGAAAAAUGGUAGAAAAACGAAAAAUACACUCAAAUACACAACUAAAAACCGGAUCAACUUGUAGAAUGGGAAAGGAAACCGAAAAAAAACCACUUGUUUCUCUGCGUACACUGUUCCUUCAAAAACACACAAACACACGAAUCCACGUUUACACUCUAUUAAUCAUAAAAAAAACUUUUUUGCUUUCUUACCCGCGAAACGCAACGAGAGUUUAUUGAAGGAUAAAUCAUUGUUAUAAGUAAAGAUAACCCAAUCUAGAGCAACAGACGGAACUAAUCUUAAGGAAAAUUAAAUAAGGACAAGAGGAUGUGAUAACAUUACCGAAAUGGCGUCACGUUCGGUCUUUGUUACGAUUGUCUGGUCAGUUUUCUUUCCCACAUUUGUUCUACAAAAACACAUACGCGAAUUUUACUCCGACACAAAGCUUUAUUCAUUCCUUUUGCAGCGACCGCGGCUAGAAGGAUCGACACGUUGUGAAGAAGAAUAGAAUCAGUUGAUUAUUGAUAAUGUUUAAUUCCUACCCAUUUGACGGCGACGGGACAGAUCCUUUCGAUACUUUACAGCAUAUUGAACCGAUUUGGAGCACGGGGAUGAAUAUAUCUAGUUACAAACUUGCUAUUAAUACUACUACCAUACCUACUUACCAUUUAACUACUACGAGUGCAAAAGAGCCAUUUCCGCUGUUGUGCUUUCGUCUACAGAUAGGGGACAAACAUGUUUACGUUGUUUCUAGUGGAAGAAUUUUACUCAACUACCGUAAGAAAUUGCUUCGUGAAGCUCGCAUCCACUCAAUCAAAAGAAACUAUUAUGGAAUCCCACUACUCAAGACGUGUUCCGUUGCUCAUGUACAGUAUGUCUUUUUUUUUGCAAAAUUCCCCAUUUUCAGUUGGGCGUUUUUUGAAUAUUUUAUGCGUUUAAUGAAACGAAAGCAUUUACUGAGUAAUAAUCGUGCAGGUGAACGUAACGCAAAGUACUUUGCGCAAACAUAAAUCGAGCUACUAAAGGGCAGGGCAAUACAAUACAUUGCUUGCCCAACCGUUUUCCCUAUUUGCCUAUGGAUCUUACCAUGCCUACGUAAGAGAGUCUACCUCUCAUAGCUGUUGCCAGGUGUUAGCAGACACAGCCACACACAACAUUAAAAAACAUACAAACCAAAUGUUAUUUCAUCUUUUGCCUAGAAGAAAUCGUGCAAGAUUGUGUAAAACGUAUAAGGGUAUGAAAGGUUUUGUUAUUUCUUAGAAAUUAAAAUAUUCAUCUGCAGACGAGACUUUGCUUCCGACCGUUGGUUAUUAGGUGAGAUGGUAAAACGGAAAACCUGCAAAAAAAAGAAAAUAAAAGAGAGAAUAAAAGGUGAAAAAUGAACAUGUGAAAAUGGAUCUUGAUGAUACUUUUUGAUAGUAGCAAUGGAACUAGGACUCAUCCCUACGGUGGUUGAAUGAAAAAUAAAGAAGGAUAUUAAAGUUUGUAACAAAAAACCAACAAAAAAAAACAAUUUCUUAAGAGAAGAAAAUUUACCAUGUCCGCUAUAACUAUCGCAAUGCAGAUCGAAACACCGGCUAGUGGCCCGGACACAGGUCAAGGAAUGGCGCAGGAGAGGCUAGCUUAGAAAUACAUUCAAUUUGACAUUUGUUUGGCUAGAUUAAAAUACGCGGUGUAGUCAUAAAAAGGGAACUACCAAAAGCCGCAGUAAACGAUUUAAUUCCUUCCCUCAAAAUGCGACAAGCGAAGAAACAAACUGUUGUAAAUUUCACACAUAAACGCGCUCGAUGUUGUACAUGGAGAACAGAAGAAGGAGAACAAAAAAAAACACACGCAAUUCCGUGUGACAAAGUUGGAAAGUGAACAAAAAAAAAAGAGAAAAAAAUGAAAAAGAGCAUUUCCGAUUGCUUCUACCCGAUUCUACACUCACUUAAAUAAAAACAAUCUCCUAUAGUUUAGUGUCGGCGCGAUACGAAAGCGAGACAACCACAGAACGAAAUCACAUAAGAAAACAAAACAAAAAUCAACAUGCAAACACACACGCAGAUCGCAGAUCGCAAAAGUGACACACAGAGCGUAAAUCAUCUAAAAGAAAAUCAAUUUCGGUUCGAUUUUUCAAAUGCAAUUUUUUUGGUAAUAAAAUAAAUCUGUGAUAAAAACAAACAGAAGAAAAAAAAGCAGAUUACACGGACAAGA
Messenger RNA from Anopheles funestus (African malaria mosquito), 8438 nucleotides. RefSeq names its product voltage-dependent calcium channel subunit alpha-2/delta-3 (gene stj). The record is from RefSeq and is a predicted model, not a curated record. Lineage: Eukaryota; Metazoa; Arthropoda; Insecta; Diptera; Culicidae. Bases 1489 to 5361 code for a protein of 1290 amino acids. The transcript is spliced from 21 exons. Gene Ontology annotation, molecular function: voltage-gated calcium channel activity. Gene Ontology annotation, cellular component: voltage-gated calcium channel complex.